Messenger RNA from Dissoconium aciculare CBS 342.82, 1185 nucleotides. RefSeq names its product RNA-binding domain-containing protein. NCBI's taxonomy places the organism in Eukaryota, Fungi, Ascomycota, Dothideomycetes, Mycosphaerellales, Dissoconiaceae. Gene Ontology annotation, molecular function: pre-mRNA binding; U6 snRNA binding. Gene Ontology annotation, cellular component: U2-type catalytic step 1 spliceosome; U2-type catalytic step 2 spliceosome; Prp19 complex. The coding region runs from base 1 to 1185 and encodes 394 amino acids. The record is from RefSeq and is a predicted model, not a curated record. The transcript has a single exon.
AUGGCGCCUCAAAUCAAGCAUGACAUGAACCGGUCGGGAUGGGAGACUACAGAUCUGCCAUCCGUGUGCGAGCGAUGUCUACCUGACAAUCCAUACGUGCAGAUGUUGAAGGAGGAUUAUGGAGCGGAGUGCAAACUAUGCACGAGGCCUUUCACAGUUUUCCGAUGGAAGGCAGACCGGACAGCACGCCAAAAGCGCACUGGUAUCUGCCUCACAUGUGCGCGGUUGAAGAAUUGCUGUCAGUGCUGCAUGCUGGAUCUAUCGUUCGGAUUACCAAUCACAAUCCGAGAUGCCGCUUUGAAAAUGGUUGCGCCAGGACCGCGCAGCGAGAUCAAUCGGGAGUUCUUUGCACAAAAUAACGAACGGGAGAUCGAAGAAGGCCGAGGGCUGGAGGGCUACGACAAGACAGACGAAAAGGCUCGAGAACUUCUGCGAAGAUUGGCAGAGAACGAGCCUGCAUACAAGCGGCAGAGGAGGCUGGCUCUCGAGGCGGAGGCGGAGGCGGAGGCUGGAACAGGGCAAAAAUUACUAGGAAACGGAGAGGAGAGCACAGAAUCCGGUGUCGGCCCAAUACGGACAAAGGCGCGCAAGUCACAAUAUGGAUCAGCUUACGGCAACACACCCUACGCAAAAGAUGGCAACUCUGGUGCCGGUCGCGGCGGCAAAGGCCCACAAUCCCAGACGCGCAGAGCAUUCCCAUCUGCAGCUGCGUUGCCAAUUCAGCCACAAGACAUCUUGCCGCCUGCCGAUCGCAACAUCACCUCAUUAUUCGUUACAGGUGUUGAGGACGAUAUGCGAGAGGACGAUGUGCGCGCACACUUUUCGCAGCACGGUGCGCUCCGAUCGUUGGUAUGCAGUCAUCGGAGCCACUGCGCAUUCGUCAACUACAUGACGAGAGCAGAUGCAGAGAAGGCCGCCGAGGCGUGCCAGGGCAAGGCUCUUAUCAAAGGAGUGCCGUUGCGCGUGCAGUGGGGAAAGCCGAAGCCGCUUGACAGUAUGGACCGGGAUCAACGGAUGAAGAACGCAAGGUCGGCACGAAAUCUUGCCGGAUCUGCACGACCUGUCGGAGAAAACGGCCAAAAGGCACUCGAAGGUUCAUCUGGCAAUCAAAUGCUAGCAUCUGAGAUGCCUAAACCUCCUGGUCAGGACGAUGAUGUGGAAUAUGCCGCCAUGACAGGGGAAUGA